UGUUUUUCACCUUUUGCCAAUACAAAGUGCUUCAAACCUGAUCGGAGCCUAUUCCCGAACAUAUAUAUAGUUUCAAAAUUUGAAAAAGGCGGGUAAAACAGGAUGCAAACUCAAAUGACAAAAAGAUUACAAAAAUGGUAAAAUCAGUUAUUUCCCAAUUGCAAAAACACAUCAACAACAAACCCUUUUACUUGCAUUGCAGAAAUCACUUUAAUUUGACCCUGAAAGGUGUGGCCUCAGUUCAAUCUGUAUUUUCAAACCCAAGUUUUCAUCUUCUGGGUCUCUGCAAAAACAUAAGUUCCCUCAAAAAUGUCCAUGGAUUUCUCAUAGUUAAUGGUCUUGUUCAUGAUCUUUCUUGCAGUACUAAAUUGAUAAGCUUAUAUGGUUCGUUUGGUUAUGUUAAAGAUGCGCGCUCCAUGUUUGAUAGAAUGCCUGAGCCAGAUUUUUAUUCAUGGAAAGUUAUGCUAAGAUGGUAUUUUUUGAAUGGUUUGUAUUGGGAGAUCAUUAGGUUUUUUACCCGUAUGAGAAGUUUUUUGAUUGAGGUUGAUAAUGUUGUUUUUUCGAUUGUUUUAAAAGCGUGUAGCGAAUUGCGAGAUAUCAAUGAAGGGAGGAAAUUGCAUUGUCUGAUUAUGAAGGCAGGUAAUCCUGAUAGUUUUGUGUUGACUGGUCUUACGGAUAUGUAUGCGAAGUGCGGAGAGAUUGAGUGUUCGUGUUGUGUUUUUGAUGAAAAUCUUGAUAGAAAUGUGGUCUCGUGGACUUCAAUGAUUGCGGGCUACGUACACAAUGAUUGCCCUGCUGAAGGAUUGGUUUUGUUUAAUAGAAUGAGAGAGGUACAAAUAGAGGCUAAUGAAUACACCUUAGGUAGCUUACUUACUGUCUGUACAAAGUUAGGGGCUUUGCAUCAAGGGAAGUGGUUUCAUGGGUUUGCAAUUAAGGGUGGUGUUCAACUUAAUUCUUUCUUGGUGACGUCUCUAUUAGACAUGUAUGUCAAGUGUGGAGAGAUUAGAGAUGCUCGGCUUGUAUUUGAUGAGCUAUCUAGUAUUGAUAUCAUUUCCUGGACGGCUAUGAUUGUUGGGUACACGCAGAGUGGCUUCCCUUAUGAGGCUUUGAAGUUGUUUAUGGAUAAGAAACGGGCUAGUAUUAUGCCUAAUGACGUUACAAUUGCAAGUGUUCUAUCAGCAUGUGCGCAGAUGGAGAAUUUGAAUUUUGGGAGGUCCAUUCAUGGGCUUGGACUUAAACUCGGGUUUGCGGAACGAAGUGUUGUGAAUGCACUAGUGGACAUGUAUGCAAAAUGUCAUAUGAAUGGAGAUGCAAGUUAUAUUUUUGAGACGGCUUCAGACAAAGAUGUGGUUUCCUGGAAUUCUAUUAUUUAUGGGUGCUCUCAAAAUAAGUCAUCAUAUGAAGCCCUUGAACUAUUUAAUCGGAUGAGAAAGGAAUCUGUCUCACCUGAUGCAGUUACACUGGUUAGCAUCUUCUCAGCGUGUGCUUCCCUUGGUGCUCUUCGAGUUGGCUCCUCUCUCCACGCCUACUUUAUAAAGGAGGGUCUAUUAUCUUCCAAUGUGUAUGUUGGCACUGCACUUUUGACCUUUUACGCAAAAUGUGGGGAUGCGAAAUCUGCCCGUGCUAUUUUUGAUGGUAUGCGAGAAAAGAAUACUGUCACUUGGAGCGCAAUGAUCGGGGGUUAUGGAAUUCAAGGAGAUGCCUGUGGGUCCCUUUCCCUUUUCGAUGAUAUGUUGAAGGAAGAAUUGAAACCGAAUGAGGUAAUCUUCACAACCAUUUUAUCUGCCUGUAGUCAUACAGGGAUGAUAGGAGAGGGGUGGGAUCUCUUCAAUUCCAUGUGCCAGGAAUAUAACAUUGUUCCUUCCAUGAAGCAUUAUACAUGCAUGGUUGAUCUAUUGGCUCGUUCCGGCAGGCUUGAAGAAGCCUGGAACUUCAUCGAGAAAACACCGGUUCAACCAGAUGUUAGUAUGUUUGGAGCAUUUCUCCAUGGAUGUGGGCUGCAUUCAAGAUUUGAUCUUGGAGAGAUGGCAAUCAAGAGAAUGCAAGAAUUACAUCCUGAUGAUGCUUCAUAUUAUGUGCUUAUGUGCAAUUUGUAUGCAUCUGAUGGGAGAUGGAAUCAGGUAAAGCAGGUAAGAGAGAUGAUGAAGAAGAGAGACCUAGUCAAAUCCCCAGGAUCUAGUGUGAUGGAAAUGGAUAGUAGUGUUGAUCUCUCGUUUCCUAGAGUUGCUUCUCUUGUAUAGCUCACACAAUUUAUGUACAGAUACACAUUGUGCCAUCUCAAGUUCCUUUUGAAAAUGUUGAACCAUUGAGCUGGCCUUGGGGUCUUAUAGUGAAAUAGUUGUCGGUAAAUUAACAGUUUGAAGCAGCAUGGCAUAUACAUAUCAACAGUGUGUUGGACUCUUGAAUUUUCAAAACAAAACUCUGUUUGAUGAAGAUUUUGUGAUGCUCAUUGAUCCUAUGAUUCAAAUAUGGGCCUCAGUAAGUGUUGUAUGGAUGCUGCGAUGAUUUGUGCUUCGUUGAGUAUGAACACUAAAAACGAAGAGAUGCGGCUUAUUGGUUGAAAUGUAACAGAGGAGGGAUGGGUGUAGAUAAACUCAGAUGGGGGUUUUAUAAGCAUAAAUGGUCUAACUUCAGCAUGUGGUCUUAUAAGAGACUGGCAGAUAGGUCGGUAAUUUUAUCUCUAAUUCGGGAAUAAGGAGUGUUAUGAUAGCUGAACUUUGGGGCGUCCUUCUUGGUAUGAGAAUGGCUUGCGAGAUGGAUUUGAGAAAAUUUAUAGUUGAAGUAGAUAGUUGUUGAGUUGAUCUCAUCGUCAAGGAAUGGUGGUUGCAAGACGAUGCAAGUGCUAUAUGAAAUUCGCCAUAUGAUUAAUUGGAAUUGGUCCACUCGAAUCUGUCAUAUUCACAAGGAAGGAAACAGAUGUGCUGCUUGGCUUGCAAGUGAAGGUCUUAAAACUAUUAUAGGGUAUUAUCAAUUCGAAUGUUCCUCGUGAUUUACUAGAGAUUAUUAGCGAGGAUAAUAGAGAUGUUUCGUUCCAUCGUAUGCGCCCUAUGUAUUCCUUCUCUUGGCUUUUUGCCCCCUCUUUUAUUUGAAAAACACAGAUGAAGCAUUUAUAGGAUACUCUCUAAUAUUGUUGA
Mercurialis annua (annual mercury) is the source of this 3134-nucleotide messenger RNA. Its product is annotated as pentatricopeptide repeat-containing protein At2g03380, mitochondrial. The transcript has a single exon. Gene Ontology annotation, biological process: RNA modification. The record is from RefSeq and is a predicted model, not a curated record. Bases 135 to 2240 code for a protein of 701 amino acids. Gene Ontology annotation, molecular function: RNA binding; protein binding. NCBI's taxonomy places the organism in Eukaryota, Viridiplantae, Streptophyta, Magnoliopsida, Malpighiales, Euphorbiaceae. Gene Ontology annotation, cellular component: intracellular membrane-bounded organelle.